Zea mays is the source of this 1813-nucleotide messenger RNA. Its product is annotated as cytochrome P450 87A3-like. Gene Ontology annotation, molecular function: monooxygenase activity; heme binding; iron ion binding. Gene Ontology annotation, biological process: brassinosteroid biosynthetic process; brassinosteroid homeostasis; sterol metabolic process. The record is from RefSeq and is marked validated. NCBI's taxonomy places the organism in Eukaryota, Viridiplantae, Streptophyta, Magnoliopsida, Poales, Poaceae.
CCCGUGAUGUUUUAAAUUUCGGAUCCUGUGUUGCAGCUUUGAAGUGCAUGAACGAGACAUGCAGAGCCGCGUGACGUGAGUUCUCCCCAUACCGCCCGAUCUCGGAGAUGUGCGCGUACCACAUGAGGCUCACCGGCGGCGCGGCCUUUGUGCUCCUUAUGGUUCUCCUCUUGCUGCUGUAUGCGGUGCACAGGUGGAGGAACCCUCGAUGCAGCGGCCGCCUGCCGCCGGGCUCCAUGGGCCUGCCGCUCGUCGGAGAGACGCUGCAGUUCUUCUCCCCUGAAGCUUCCUUGGACGUCCCGCGUUUCGUCCGACACAGACUGCAAAGGUACGGCCCGAUCUUCAAGACGAGCCUGGUGGGCCACCCGGUCGUCGUCUCCGCGGACGAGGAGCUGAACUACAUGGUGUUCCAGCAGGAGGGGCAGCUGUUCCAGAGCUGGUACCCGGACUCCUUCGUGGAGAUCCUAGGCAGGGACAACGUCGGGGAGCAGCAGGGCGCCAUGUUCAAGUACCUCAAGAACAUGGUGCUCCGCUACUUCGGCCCGGAGAGCCUCAGGGAGUCCAUGCUCCGCGACGUCGAGCACGCCGUCAGCAGCUCGCUCUGUACCUGGUCAACCUUGCCGUCGGUCGAGCUGAAAGAGGCCGUCUCCACGAUGGUGUUCGAUCUUUCAGCGAACAAGCUUCUCAGCUUGGAGCCGUCGAGGUCCAAGAUUCUGAGGAGGAGCUUCUUCGACUUCGUUCGAGGGCUCAUCUCGUUCCCUCUGUAUUUGCCAGGAACAGCAUACUACUCAUGCAUGAAGGGCCGGCAGAGCGCAAUGGAGGUGCUGCAGGAAGUGCUAGCGGAGAGGAAGAGACUGGUACAGGUGCCCGGAGCAGGAGGAGGCGCCAUGGAAACGAUACGUCGCCAUGGCGGCGACUUCUUGGACCUCGUCAUCCAGGAAGUCACGAAGGAGAAGCCGCUCGUGACGGACAGAAUGGCGCUCGACCUGAUGUUCGUGCUCCUGUUCGCCAGCUUCCACACGACGUCGCUAGCGCUCACUCUGGCUGUCAAGCUGCUUGCAGACCACCCUCGCGUCCUGGAAGAGCUCACGGUGGAGCAUGAAGCGAUUCUGAAUGAACGUAACGCGCGCCAUGGAUCUGAUGGAAUCACAUGGAUGGAGUACAAGUCUAUGACAUUCACAUCCCAGGUCAUCAACGAGACUGUCCGAUUAGCCAAUAUUGCGCCUGGCAUCUUCAGAAAGGCACUGAAAGACAUACAGUUCAGAGGGUUCACAAUUCCAGCUGGAUGGGGAGUGAUGGUCUGUCCUCCAGCAGUGCACUUGAACCCAGUCAUUUACCCAGAUCCUCUUAUCUUUAACCCUACAAGGUUCAAGGAUAAACCGGAGAUAAACCGUGGGUCAAGACACUUCAUGGCAUUCGGAGGAGGCCUCCGAUCCUGUGUUGGAGCAGACUUCAGCAAGUUGCAAAUGUCUAUUUUCCUCCAUUUCCUUGUCACUAGAUACAGGUGGAGAAGUCUUGGGGGUGGCAAGGUAGUCCGAAAUCCGGGGCUAGAAUUCCCUGAUGGCUACCACAUUCAAAUACGACACUGGAAUUAGCUCUGCCACUACUACAGAGUCAAUAUCGUUGUGCAUUCUAGCCACGAAACGGACGGAGGAAAGAAUUACCGUUAGGCUCCGUUUGAAUCCUUUGAAUUUAAUUUUAAUUUAAUAAUCGUAAUUUAGACAGAGAUUGAUUAAACUAAUAUAAUAUAGUUUUAUGGGGAAUAUAUUUGUGUACUAGUGUUAGCCACCUUAUAAAUUUGAGAGAAGCUUAU